CUGGUUCAUCUGUGUCCCUCUGCGGCCACUCGGCAGACACAAACAGCUGGUCGGAAACCCUGAAGCUGUUGAAUAAUCCCUUUCCCCGGCUGCCCGUUCACCGUAAAGAUGCAGAGCAAUAAGAAGAAGAACUUCAGGAAGAGGACUUGCCCAGAAGACGAUGAAGCCGGAGACCGAGAAACUAACAAUCCCAACUCCAGCUUAUCAGACGACGAAGAAGAACGCAGAUUAGCAUUAGAAGAGGUCAAGUUCCUUCAGAAACAGCGGGAGAGGAAGUUCGGAAUCCCUGCCCUUCCCGCUUCCCAAUCUGGGUCAUUGCUGUCAGCUAAGAAACUAGCUGACAAGAAUGAUGCUGCGUCGGCCGCAGCUGGUGGCGGUGGCGAGGGGGAAAAGGAGGAACUCGUCCUUCAAGACACCUUCGCUCAAGAAACUGCAGUCAUGGUCGAAGAUCCCAACAUGUUGAAGUAUGUUGAGCAGGAAUUAGCUAAGAAGAGAGGCAAGAACCUGGACUUGGAUGGUCAAGUUGAGAAUGAAUUAACGCGUGCUGAGGAUGAAUUAUACAUAGUCCCUGAUCAUCUUAAAGUUAAAAGGCGCAACUCAGAAGAGAGCUCUACCCAAUGGACUACAGGAAUUGCAGAAAUUCAGUUGCCAAUUGAGUAUGCAAUUAUUUCCCUCGGCUCAUUCCCUCGAUUUGUGUGAUACAAGUUGAAAAACAUUGAAGAAACAGAGGCCGCAAAGAAGCUGUUACAGGAGAAGAGGUUAAUGGGUAGGACCAAAACGUCUGACAUUAAUAUCCCAUCAAGUUACAGUGCAGAUUAUUUCCAGCGUGGGAGGGAUUACGCUGAGAAACUUCGAAGAGAGCAUCCAGAACUGUACAAGGAUGGGAAGCCGAAUGCUGAUGCUGCUGGAGGCGGCGUACCUAAACCUGCAGCAGAUAGCAAUAAUCCGGAAGCAGGAGGAGCAGCAGCUCGCAGGGAAGCUGCAACAGAUCAGUUCAUGCUAGAGCGUUUCCGGAAGCGUGAGCGCAAUCGUGUCAUGCGCAGAUAGAUGCCUCUCUCUGCUCUGCCUUUUCCUCUUUGUAAGGACAAGAUUGCUUUGAUUUGCCUCUUGUACUAUUUGUUGAGAGAUGCAGAACGCAUGACGAUUGACAUUGUGGUGUGGCCAUUCAGCGCGGCACUGAAAUGAAAUGAAAUGUAAUCUGAUGCAAUGAGAUUGAGAUUCAUAUGCAAUGAAGGUCACCGAACCUUGCGUUUACCGACGAUUUGAAAAGCACGAUUUGAAAAGCGAAUGGCUGACCAUCUCAAAAGCUCAAAAUCCCAUUCUGUUCCAUCUUUCUAACCAUCAGUGUAGAUUAAGAACAUAACUUAUACAGCCAACAUAGGAAACCCUAACAACGAGCAACUGUUAACUAUGCAUACCCAGGCGAUCUUCACAGUGCAAAAUAGCUUAUACGAAGCAAUAACAAGAAUCAAGCUACAUUACAUGGCUGCAAUAGAUGCAUCCAGCGGAAUUGGCUGUUCCAACAGCCAUGAAGAUUCUCCUAAAAAAAAUUCUUAAACACAGAGUUAACAACCACAAUCUUAUUUAUGAGGGAAGUUUAUCCUUUUACAGGUUCCACCACUGACAUCAAAAGUACACCAAGCCCAAACAUCUACAUGGACGACUUGCAACGUUUGGAUACAAAGGAAACAAAGUUAUAGUCCCAAAACAACAAAUUAUUUUUGCCAAACAGCAAGCAACUCUUUGAAACCAGGAAAGUAGGCAUCCCAGCAUUGACUUGGCCUUCCAACAAAACGCCCAUCUGCAAUAUCUGCCGGAUACAAUUAUCAAGAAUCCCAAAUCAAUGCGAGUGAGAGGACGAAGGCGAGCCAACCCUAUCGUAGAUUUGCUCGCCGACGAGAUAUACGCCGAAGGCGACAAGCGCGAUGCCGAGCCCAGGAGUCGCGUGGCGGAACUGCUUGAUCAUCAUUGGAUGCUUCCUCCAUUCAUCCCUUCGCCGGAAGAAUUCCCCGGUUGGUCCCAACUGCUUCCCCAUCUUUCUUCUCCGAUUUGACUACUGUGUGUGCCCUCUCCCCCAACUUCUCCCUGCUUCCUGCUCUCAAAUGUGUUGGUUCUGCAAAUCGGGAAUCCUCUUCAUUUCACAACAGCGCAAUGCUCCAUCGCGUGGGCCUAUGUUGUUUACGGCCCACAGAACUAC
Linum tenue is the source of this 2197-nucleotide messenger RNA. Lineage: Eukaryota; Viridiplantae; Streptophyta; Magnoliopsida; Malpighiales; Linaceae. The record is from the annotation of a GenBank genome assembly.